Messenger RNA from Adelges cooleyi (spruce gall adelgid), 3204 nucleotides. It is a transcript of the gene Rpn2, whose product is annotated as 26S proteasome non-ATPase regulatory subunit 1. Gene Ontology annotation, cellular component: proteasome regulatory particle, base subcomplex; proteasome storage granule; proteasome complex. Gene Ontology annotation, biological process: regulation of protein catabolic process; proteasome-mediated ubiquitin-dependent protein catabolic process. Gene Ontology annotation, molecular function: enzyme regulator activity. The record is from RefSeq and is a predicted model, not a curated record. Lineage: Eukaryota; Metazoa; Arthropoda; Insecta; Hemiptera; Adelgidae. The transcript has 3 exons. Bases 168 to 3110 code for a protein of 980 amino acids.
CGAGUAUUCCGCUUGUCAUAUUCGUUCUUAUAACGCAUUUCAUAUUAUACCAAAUAAUACAGAAUACAGUUAAACUUGUGAUGUUAUUAAAUUCUUUUGUGUACUUGCAUAAUAAAACUUAGAAAUUAUUUUUUGUGAAUUGUAAUUGAAUUAAAUUAAUAAAAAAAAUGAAUAUUACGUCGGCAGCGGGCGUUAUAUCGUUGUUGGACGAGCCAGCACCUGAAUUGAAAAUAAUUGCCCUGCGUAAGUUAGAUGCAAUUGUGGACGAAUUUUGGCCAGAAAUAUCUGAAGCAAUUCAAAAAAUCGAAUUCCUCCACGAAGAUAAGACGUUUUCACAACAAAGCCUAGCCGCUCUCGUUGCUAGCAAGGUAUAUUAUCAUCUUGGAUCAUUUGCCGACUCGCUGCAGUAUGCUCUUGGUGCCAGUGACUUGUUCGACGUCAAUGCCCGAAACGAGUAUGUGGAGACUAUCAUUGCCAAAUGUAUCGAUCACUACACUAAGCUGCGUGUUGAAGCUGCUGAGAACACGACUUUACCACCAGCAAUGGACAUACGUUUAGAGGCUAUUGUCAAUCGUAUGUUCCAAAGGUGUUUAGACGAUAAACAGUACAAGCAAGCUUUAGGUUUAGCUUUGGAGACGAGACGUAUGGAUGUAUUUGCUAAAUCUAUCGAAUCUUCUGACAAUGUCAAUGAAAUGCUGUCAUAUGCAUUUCAAGUGGCGAUGAGUACUAUUGAAAACCGUAGUUUUCGUAGCACAGUUUUACGUAGUUUAAUCAGUUUAUACCGAAAUCUAGAGGUACCAGAUUACGUUAACAUGAGUCAGUGUUUCAUAUUUUUGGAUGACCCGACAUCAGUUGCACAGCUCUUAGAAGGCCUAAUUCAAAACAACGAAGAAAAGAACUGCCUAAUGGCGUAUCAAAUAGCUUUUGAUUUAUACGAAUCGGCUACUCAACAGUUCUUGUCCAGUGUUCUUGAAUCAUUGCGACAAACAGCACCUAUCCCAUCAGCUACUCAUGUUAUUAAACCGAUUCCGGCUGCACAAAGUAAUGCAGACAAAGAAAACGUAACACCCCCAAUAGCCAUUGCAGUAGCUGAUGUUGGCACAUCAAAACCUGUUAUCGAAGAACGUACCUUUGAGUCUCUUGGACCAGAUGAUAAAUACAGACAAGAAGUUAUUCAGAAACUCACUAAAGUAUUAAGCGGAGAAGUGAGCAUAGAACUUCAUUUGCAGUUUUUGAUUAGAAGUAAUCACACAGAUAUGUUGAUUUUAAAAAACACCAAAGAAGCCAUUCGUGCUAGCGUCUGUCAUACAGCGACUGUAAUUGCUAAUGGUUUUAUGCACAGCGGUACAACGAGUGAUCAAUUUUUAAGAGAUAAUUUGGAAUGGUUAGCCAGGGCUACCAACUGGGCCAAACUCUCCGCCACAGCGUCUUUAGGUGUCAUUCAUAGAGGUCACGAAACCGAUGCCCUCGAAUUGAUGCGCAGUUAUUUACCUCCAAGGGAAAAUAAUUCUUCUGGAAGUUCAGGAUACAGUGAAGGAGGUGGUCUGUAUGCUCUAGGUUUGAUUCAUGCAAAUCACGGAUCGGCUAUCAAUGAUUAUUUACUCGGCCAACUUAAGGAAGCACAUAAUGAAAUUGUGAAACAUGGAGGAUGCCUAGGAAUCGGUUUAUCGGCCAUGGGAACUAGUCGGGAAGAUAUAUACGAACAACUGAAGUUUAACAUGUAUCAAGACGACGCCGUGACCGGCGAAGCUGCUGGCUUAGCCAUGGGGUUAGUUAUGUUGGGAUCGAAAAAUGGAGAAGCUCUCCAAGAUAUGGUGGCUUAUGCACAAGUUACUCAGCACGAGAAAAUUUUAAGAGGUUUAGCUGUGGGUAUAUCUUUUGUUAUGUAUGGAAGACUAGAAGAAGCCGAUCCACUAAUUACUUCCUUACUGCAAGACAAAGAUCCAAUUCUUCGUCGUUCCGCCAUGUACACAAUAUCGAUGGCCUAUUGUGGAACUGGAAGUAACACUGCAAUUAGGAAAUUACUUCAUGUAGCUGUCUCGGAUGUCAACGACGAUGUACGCCGUGCUGCUGUUACUGGUUUAGGAUUUUUACUAUUUAGAACACCAGAACAAUGUCCUCAAGUGGUGAGUUUGCUCGCCGAAAGUUACAACCCUCACGUCAGAUACGGGGCAGCUAUGGCUCUUGGUAUUGCUUGUGCUGGAACCGGACUCAAAGAAGCCAUUAAUUUGUUAGAACCGAUGACUAAUGACCCGGUAAAUUAUGUUCGCCAAGGUGCAUUGAUUGCUUCAGCGAUGAUACUUAUUCAACAAACGGAAAGCACUUGCCCCAAAGUAAAAGAUUUCCGUACACUAUAUGCUAAGGUUAUUACCGACAAACACGAAGAUGUCAUGGCUAAGUUUGGAGCUAUUUUAGCUCAAGGUAUUAUCGAUGGUGGCGGUCGUAAUGUUUCGAUUUCAUUGGAGUCAAGAACUGGCCAUACUAAUAUGUUGGCAGUUGUAGGUCUACUGUUGUUCACUCAAUACUGGUAUUGGUUCCCGUUGGCUCAUUGUUUGGCUUUGGCGUUCACGCCCACUUGUAUUAUUGCAUUAAAUUCUCAACUCAAAAUGCCUCUUUUGGAAAUUAAAAGCAACGCUAAACCAUCUCUGUUUGCCUACCCUGCCCCAAUGGAAGAGAAGAAACGCGAGGAAAGAGAAAAGGUCACUACAGCCGUGUUGAGUAUUGCGGCAAGAGCAAAACGUCGCGAGGGUGGUUCAAGCUCAAAAGUUUCUGAACCCUCGACUAGUGAAAAAAUGGAAGUGGAUGAGAAAGAGGCGUCAACGAGUAAAAAGAAGGAAGAUAAGAAAGAAGACCAGAAGCCAGAACCCAACUUCGAAAUCCUAAAUAACCCGGCUAGAGUAAUGAAACAACAAUUAAAACAUCUGCAACUAGCAGAAAACGCUUCGUAUGUCCCUUUGAAGGACGUUUCUAUUGGGGGUAUUAUUAUGACACGUUUUACCAAGAGCGGUGAAGACGAACAGCUAGUCGAACCUGUUGCGGCAUUUGGGCCUAAGCCUGAAGAUGAUAAAGAACCUGAAGCGCCUGAACCUUUUGAAUAUAACGAUGAUUGAUAGUAUAAUAUAAAAGUAAACUUGAACGUAUAAAUUUGUUAUAAAGUCUAUUCAUUGUACAUCCUUUUUUUUUUUUUUAUUUAGACAUUUAUAA